AGUUUCCGAAUAACCGAUCAUGUCUCGUGGCCAGAUGAUCAAUUAAAGCCCCGCCCGCUUCGGGCCUGUCUCUAGGGCUGAUUGGCAGCUCAGUACGAGCAACUGGAGUACAGGUAGGCGCAAGGCAGCAGUGGCAGGCUUUCACAGCCUCAUCCGAAGAAACCUUGGGAGUCGGGCAGUGAUGAUCUGGCAAGAUUGACCAUGCCCAGAUACACCAGAGCGGAUGUAUAAAACCACCCACCAUGACAACCUCAUCCUCGCCCAUCCCGCACAUCCAGCUGCUCUGCAUCGACGAGGCCUUUGCCAGCGCAUUCGAGGCCGCCCGCGUCAAGCACAAGCUGCCAGCCACCGUCAGCAUCACCCACCACUCGGACCGCCUCGCAGACCUCCCCGCCAGCGUCAAGUUCGACACCAUCGUCUCCCCCGCAAACUCGUACGCCCGCCUCGACGGCGCCUUUGACGACGCCAUCUCCCGCGCCUUCUCCCCCAUCGCCGCCGGCAACUUUGGCACCCAGGACUACCUCGCCCUGACCCACGCCGCCCAGAAGGUCGUCUACGACAGGUACCGCGGCUUCGCGCCGCCGGGGACGUGCACCCUCAUCCCCAUCCCGGCCGAGUUCGACGGGCGCAACAGGAACGUCUGGGGCACGCGCCGCGUGGCGCUGUGCCCGACCAUGCGCUGCCCGACGGUCGUCAAAUGGGACAGGGAGAUCGUCUACGAGUGCGUGUGGAGCCUGCUGUGCGAGGUGGACAACCACAAUCGCCGCGUCCGGCAGCGCAGCAGCGCAGAUCACAAGAAUAACGAUGACGACAGCGACAAUGAGGAGAUCAGGAGCAUCCUCAUGACCCCGUUGGCCACCGGCGUCGGUCGGGUCAGCGCCGAGAGAUGGGCCGCCCAGGUGGUGCUCGCGAUGAAGCAUUUCGCCCAGGCUUGCAAGAACCCAGACAAGUGGAGCAAGCUGGACUGGGCGGAUUUCGGCGUCUCAGCGGCCGAGGUGCAGUUGACAUGGGAUCUCUAGAAUACCAAGUAGCUCAGACACAGCAGUACUCGGCAACCUACGUGGGCCACAGCGCACUCACUGA
This is a messenger RNA of Microdochium trichocladiopsis, 1083 nucleotides long. RefSeq lists its product as uncharacterized. The record is from RefSeq and is a predicted model, not a curated record. Lineage: Eukaryota; Fungi; Ascomycota; Sordariomycetes; Xylariales; Microdochiaceae. Bases 243 to 1019 code for a protein of 258 amino acids. The transcript is spliced from 3 exons.